This is a messenger RNA of Metopolophium dirhodum (rose-grain aphid), 2831 nucleotides long. RefSeq lists its product as uncharacterized. The record is from RefSeq and is a predicted model, not a curated record. The transcript has 2 exons. NCBI's taxonomy places the organism in Eukaryota, Metazoa, Arthropoda, Insecta, Hemiptera, Aphididae. Bases 1487 to 2029 code for a protein of 180 amino acids.
UUGGAGAAUUACCUAUGUUACAACUUAAUUUGAAUAAAUCUGUGUAUAGGUAUUAUAUUUCGUUUAUCAAAUUGCAACACUUAAUUUUAAAAAAACAACUAAUAAUCUAUAGAUUUAACUGUUUACUGUCUGAUAAUUGCUCAUGCAUAGGCAUUCAAAGUGUAGCUUCAAUAUACCUGAGUAUUAUAACUGAUGAAAAAUUUUACUGGUUAUAUAACUGUAAUAACUCGAAAACAUUUAUAUUUUUUCAAAAAUAUUCCUAAAGCUAUAUAAUCCUGAGUCCUUCCUUAUUAUUUUUUAAAGACAAUUUAUUUUUAUCUUGUAUAUUCAAUAUUUAGCUAUGAUAUAGAAAUUUGUGGUGGAACAUAUAAUGCUCAUCUUGUAAACUUACAGAUAGCAGAUUAAUAAAUAUAAUCUUACACAUCCCAGUUUAUAUCCUACAGUAAAAUUGUUUACUGAUUUAAGAGGAUGUUACACCGACAUUUGUUGUCUCCCUCUUACAAGUGCGUAUCAUAGCAAGUUGUAUGCUCAGUAGGACACGUUUAGCUCCGUUGGCUUAAAAAUUAGAUCGAAUUGACCUCUUAUAAAAUUUAAAGGUAAGAUUAUUAUGUAAGCAAUCUCAUGAUCUUUUUAUUAUAUUUUAAUUUUAAAGAUAGGUAAUGAGUAUAUUAAAGUUGUAAAUUGUUUGUAUAUCUUAAAAUAAUCAUACUCACUUUACAGUUAAAAUAUAACAAAAAGCAGAUGAGAUUGCCUAAAUAAUAUUCUUACCUUUAAAUCUUAUUUAUGGUCAAUCAUUCUAAUUUUUAAACUAACAGAGCUACACGUGUUCUACUUGCUGAAACUACAAUUUGCUUUGUAACAAAUAUUGGUGUAACGUCCUCUUAAAAAUAUUUAAUUUAAAAGCGCUUUACUAUAAGAAUGUUUUACUAUAAUAUGUCUCUAUUUGUUUUAAAUUGAUUUAGAUAUGAGUAUCGAUUCUUAAACCUCACAAUGCUAGAUUAAAUAAAAACCUUGAGUAAUUUAAAAUGUAUAAACGUAAACAAACAUUUUGGACAAUUUAAUACAGUUAAUGUAGGAAUAGACUUAUGUAAGAAACUAAAUAUUGACAUAACCAAUGCAGGGCUGGAUUUAGGGGAGGGCUGAGUGGGCUGCAACCCAGGGGCCCCCACAAAUUCGGGGCCCCCACAAUUUUAUGAUAUUUAAAUUAGAAUACAGAAAAAAUAUUUUAUUUAUAUUUACACAUAUUUAAUUAAAUAAUAUUGAACUUUUUUUGGACAUUUAAAAAUUUUUAUUUUACCAACUAAUAAUAGAUAUUGUAUUUAUUUACGUUUAUUGACUAUCUGUCUGUAGAUAAAUUAUCGUUAUUUGUUCGUUGCAUUUAUUGCAUGUCAGACGUCAGUUAACAAUAGUUGCAUACAUAAUAGAUAAUAGUUACAGACUUUAUUUGUUUCUUAUAUCAACCAGUGAAUAGUGUUAAAAUUUAAAAAUGGAAGGAGAUCGUCAUAAAUUAAAGCGAGUUUAUAUGAGUGGUGCAGAUAAACGAAAAUUAGCAAAAGAAAAAGAUAAAAAAAAUACGGAAAUAAUUUCCAAAACUAGGCGAAUGACAGAGUUUUUCAUAACACAGCCCAACACAACUUCUUCUUCUGAGUCAUAUCAAAUUGCUCUACCGCCUCAACUAAUAACUAUCGCCGAAAACCCUUCACCUCAAAAUAUUGUUGAAGAAACAAAUGAAAGCUUAAAUUUAGAUAUAGGAUUAUGGCCUGAAAAUAUGACAGGAUUAAUAGAUUAUUGGGCAAAAGAAGGAAGUUCAAAUUUACAAAAUUGUAAUGAACAAUUAUUUAUACAAAAAUCAAAAAUACAGUUUGAUGUGAAGUUUACUCGUAAAUGUAAUAAAUCAUUGUUUGAGCAAAAAACUCUCAAUCAACUAGCAAUAAUGAGCUCUGAGUCUGAUAUUUUAAGAAAACUUGAUUUUCAAAACAUUAUUGAUAAGUUUGUACAAAUAAAAUUAAGAAAAGUUCCAGGCAUUUAAUUUUAAUUACUUGACAUUAUUAUUUUUAUUUAUUAUUUUUCAUUUAAUUACUUACACUUAAUAUUAUGAUAAUAUUACUUAAUAUACUAGUUAUACUCGAUUUGAUUGUUUUUAUAAUUAUUUAUUAUUAAAUAGUACUUAAUUGUUACUACUACUAAACAUAAUAAUAAAUAUUAUUUAAUAAGUAAAAAAAUAUAUUUCCUUGUUUAUGUAUAAGGGGCCCCCACAAUAUAUUCUGCCCAAGGGCCACCACAUACCUAAAUCCGCCCCUGAUUACCAAAUUUAAAACAAAAUACUUGUUAAUUAGUUACUUACCUACUUCAGAUCUAUACAAUGUUAAUUUUUAAAAAUCAUUCAAUUUGGUAAUACUGUUAUCGGUAUAUAAAAAAAAAUUUAUGUUAUUUUAUGAGAUGUUAAUUUCAAGUACAAAGCAUGGUAUUAAAAUAGGUAUUAUAUUGUAUUUGUUUCUUAUUUGUUAAUCACUAUAAACUUAAGUUAACCUUUUUAAACUCACCCACCCUAGAACAAGCCUUGCUUAUUUUUUUUUUUUUUUUUGGGGGGGGGGUUGUCAUAAUUGUUUCUGUAUUUUUAUAACUAUUUUAAUAAUAAUAAUAUUGUUUAUUACGGAAAAAAUUCCAAUUACAUUUUAAAUAUAAGAUAGUUAGGUACUUGAGUAUUAAAGGGAAAAAGAGAGAGAGAGAGGAAAAAAAAUACAUUUAUAUAUAAAUCAAGUUGUGUGUGUAGUGUACAAGCCUUUAUAAUGUAAUAGACCUUAUUUGUUGAUUUUGUAUGAUUAUUUUAU